CUCAUUCUCCCUGCAAAAGGAAAGCCUUCUCAAAUGUCUUGCACAGGGCUCUGCAUGUGUUCUAGUACACUGAAAUGCGGUUGCUGGGAAUGUCCACCCAGAAUGUGAUUUUAUGACAGAGCUGAAGAAAAAGGAGGCUGAAUGUCUAGAAGACCCAGAAGAGCAUGGAAAUGUAACACCAGCAGGUAUCCAUGUGUGAGAGAUUAAAAGACUGAGAAACACCUUACCAGAGUCAGAAGACAGCCAUGCUGCCAAUGUGUUGCAAGAGAGCUUGGGACAAAUUACUGUGCUGGCCAGAGGCAGAUGAUGGAGACACUCUUGCCUUACCAUGUCCAAACAUCCUCUUUCACUUCAUGAAGGAACCAGCUGGGAUAGUAAAAAGGAACUGCACAAAGAAAGGCUGGUCUGACCCAUUCCCUCCCUAUCAUAUCGCUUGUCCAGUAGAAGAUGAGAUUCCACUUGAUGAAAAAUCUUACUUUUCUACUAUAAAGAUCAUCUACACUGUAGGGUACAGUGUAUCGAUCACCUCACUCAUUGUUGCCGUGACAGUUCUUAUUGCAUUCAGGAGGCUUCGCUGUCCCAGAAAUUAUAUCCAUAUACAGCUCUUUUUUACUUUUAUCUUGAAAGCUAUUGCCAUCUUCAUUAAGGAUGCUGUCCUUUUCCAAGAGGAAGACAUUGAUCACUGCAGCUUCUCUACAACUGAAUGCAAGAUCUCAGUUGUUUUCUGUUACUACUUCAUGAUGACCAAUUUCAUGUGGCUGCUAGUAGAGGCUCUUUACCUAAACUGUCUACUACUCUCAUCCCUUUCUCAUGGAAGAAGAUAUUUUUGGUGGCUUGUUCUCUUUGGUUGGGGUUUUCCAAUGCUUUUCACCCUUAUAUGGAUAUUAGCAAAAUUCUACUUUGAAGACACAGCAUGCUGGGAUAUUAAUCAAGGCUCUCCUUACUGGUGGUUAAUCAAAGGACCUAUUAUAAUUUCUGUUGGGGUCAAUUUUGUCCUAUUUAUUAACAUCAUCAGAAUUUUGCUGAAAAAACUAGACCCCAGACAAAUCAACUUCAAUAACUCUUCUCAAUACAGACGUCUCUCAAGGUCAACUCUGCUUCUAAUUCCAUUAUUUGGAACCCAUUAUAUUGUCUUCAACUUUCUUCCGGAAUACACCAGCCCGGGGGUUCGGCUUUACUUAGAACUCUGCAUUGGAUCUUUUCAGGGGUUUAUUGUAGCAGUUCUUUACUGUUUCCUGAACCAAGAGGUGCAAACGGAAAUUGGACGGAGGUGGCAUGGUAAGAAAUAUGGACUUAUGCCAGUGUGGAGAAGGACGAGAUGGACUGUGCCAUCCAGUUCUGGAGUAAAAAUGACCACGUCUGUGUGCUGAAGAUGGCCUCAGGAUCUGGAGUAAUCACAUAUAAAAGCUUAAUUAAGAAAAAAGGUAACCAACCAAACAAACCAAAAAACCCACCAAACAUAAGAAUUGCAGUUUAUACUGAGCAAGUUGGAGGAAGGUCCCCUUCCACAGCAGUUUUUCCACUGGACAAGCAUUUCAGUGACAGAUAAAACACUGACUGGCCUUCUAAACAGCAUCAAUAUGCUAUGCAUCACAGUAAACACAAAUAUAAACUCUUCUUGGUUGACUUCCUGUACACUUUCACCGAUGAACCUUAUAUAAUACAAUGGCAUAAUGUGUCUAGAGAGUGGACACCAACAGUACCCUACAAUGACACCACAGAUGACCAGCUCAGAUAACUGGAAUUCAAUCCUCAUGCAAUGGGAGAUGGAGUCUACACAGCUUGUUCAAAUUUUGUUCCUUGUUUUGAUUCAGUAGAAAUGCAAAUAAGAAACCAAAUGCCCUGUUAAACAGCAGCACAUUGACUAAGAAGUCCUCUGAUACUGUCUUUUUUAUUGUCUCUUCAAAAGUUUCAAAGUUCACAAUAACACACAAUGCACUUUUGUAUUCUAAUGUUGUUUCAGUAGCUGCAUGUUAGAGAAGUUCUGAUACCCAAGUAGCAGUAAGUAGAAGUGUUGGGAAGGACAAGGCUCUGUAAGAUAAACAUUCAGGAAUUACUGCAUUUUGCAAGUAAGUUAAAAAGAAAAGCAAACUUUUGCACAGAAAGAGAAUGAGACC
Melopsittacus undulatus (budgerigar) is the source of this 2117-nucleotide messenger RNA. Its product is annotated as growth hormone-releasing hormone receptor. Lineage: Eukaryota; Metazoa; Chordata; Aves; Psittaciformes; Psittaculidae. Gene Ontology annotation, biological process: adenylate cyclase-activating G protein-coupled receptor signaling pathway; positive regulation of cell population proliferation; cell surface receptor signaling pathway. Gene Ontology annotation, molecular function: peptide hormone binding; growth factor binding; growth hormone-releasing hormone receptor activity. The record is from RefSeq and is a predicted model, not a curated record. Bases 246 to 1370 code for a protein of 374 amino acids. Gene Ontology annotation, cellular component: plasma membrane. The transcript is spliced from 13 exons.